CCUAGCUUUUGGAUCGAUCUUCCAGGGCGCUACAUCGGCCUUUCUUCUUCGUCGUUUUUGCAAGAAUGCGAAGAUGAAGGCCUGGGAAAAAAGGUGAAAUUUUCAGGUUUUACAAGUGUUUGUGAACCAGAAGCGAUACUGGAUGGAGCAUUGCCUCAUAAUGAAGGAGCUCAUCUUUCGUGCUUUGAGGGUGCGAAAACCUCUGAGUUCAAAUCGUUUAAGAGAUUAUUGGAAAAAACUGCACAUAAGCACUAUUUUGAUAAUGCUGCCAAAUGUGAUAUCAAACUGAAAGAAGGCAAAGCAAUGGACUGCAAGGAAGCUUCGAGCAAUGCCAUCUCAAGUAAAUCUGAUAUUAGAAAGUCAUCAUUGCCCGUACAAAAUGUUUCAUUUAUUGUGCAAGACUGCUUCUCUUCACCUAAGCAGGUUUCGCAGAAACAUGAAUUUAAAAACAAAGCUGAAAGAAAUAAUGGUGCGAUUAGAUCAGUGGCACUUACAACGACCACAACAAUGGAUCGACUGUUUCAUCCUUCUUCCCAAAUAGUUGGGAAAAUUCGUGGUGGUGGACAUUCAGUAGUUCAUGACACAGAAAUAGAUGCAGUUACGGAUGAUAUCCUUGAUUUACAUGUCACCCAAACUGAUGCAGAAAUGACUGAAAGUUCAGUUAUUCGAUGAAUCUAUUUAAACAUUUUAAUUAUAUCCAGUAUUCCACUUAACUGUUAAAUUGUUAAUGAGUUAAUCUGUUCUGCUGCUUGUAAAAUUUGUUUUAUGCACUGGUUCUGUAUUUCUGUGGUUGUUCUGUUCAGUGGUUGUUCUGUAAUUCUGUUCAUUCGUGGACUGUGGUUCACCGUUCACUGGUUCUGUAUUUCUGUCAUUCUGUUGUUGUUCUGUUCAUUUGUGGUUCACUCACUUCACUGGUUCACUGGUUAUGUAUUUCUGUGUUAUUAACUUAUUAUGCUGCUGCCGUUUAUUUGGUUUCUCGGGCCUGAGGACUGAGGGCCUGAUGCUGCUUCUGUUAAGUUCAAAAUUUUGUUUAGUUCAAAAUGCUGUAAGUCUGUAUUCUGUAAGACUGUAACCCGUUGCAUUUGGCUAAGGGACUUUGCAAGCUUUGUGUGGGCAUUUG
Messenger RNA from Dendrobium catenatum, 1120 nucleotides. RefSeq lists its product as uncharacterized. The coding region runs from base 304 to 672 and encodes 122 amino acids. NCBI's taxonomy places the organism in Eukaryota, Viridiplantae, Streptophyta, Magnoliopsida, Asparagales, Orchidaceae. The record is from RefSeq and is a predicted model, not a curated record. The transcript has 6 exons.